Messenger RNA from Dromiciops gliroides (monito del monte), 708 nucleotides. RefSeq names its product probable inactive serine protease 37. Gene Ontology annotation, cellular component: acrosomal vesicle. Lineage: Eukaryota; Metazoa; Chordata; Mammalia; Microbiotheria; Microbiotheriidae. Gene Ontology annotation, molecular function: serine-type endopeptidase activity. Gene Ontology annotation, biological process: proteolysis; positive regulation of acrosome reaction. The transcript is spliced from 5 exons. The record is from RefSeq and is a predicted model, not a curated record. The coding region runs from base 1 to 708 and encodes 235 amino acids.
AUGAAGUACAUUUUUCUGUUUGUUCUCCUUGCUGGUGAAUUUUCCUUUGGUUAUACAGAUGAGCAGAAUGAUGAUCCUGCACCCUACCUUGUAUAUAUCAAAAACCAAUAUGGCCCCUGCGUAGGUGUUCUGAUCCAUCAACAGUGGGUCCUGGCAGCUGCUCAUUGCUACUUACCAAGCCUCAAAGUGAAGUUGGGAAAUUUCAAGACAAGAGUUCGAGAUGGGACAGAGCAGACCAUUAAUUCUGUCCAAAUCAUUCGAUAUUGGAAUUUGAGCACAGAUUCUUCUGAGCACAACCUCAUGCUUAUCAAGCUAUCUAAACCUGCAGUUUUCAAUGAGAAGGUCCAGCCCAUGGCCCUGCCCACUAAAAGCAUCCCUGCAGGCACAAAGUGUGUUAUCUCUGGCUUAGACUGGAGCAUAAAAAAUAGUGGCAAGCACCCUGACCUUCGGCAAACCUUCACAGCCCCUCUGCUAUCAGAUAAAGAGUGCCAGCAAACAAAACAAGGAAAAGUCAGCAAGAACAGGAUAUGUGUGAAAUUCUUAAAGUCCUUUGAGAGAAUUUUUGUGGAAGCUGCACUGGCUGCUGUUGUCUGUAAAGACAAGAUUCAAGGGAUAGAGGUUGGGAAUUUCCUGGGAGGUAACAUUGGUGUCUAUACUAACAUCUUCCACUAUAUCCCUUGGAUCCAGAAAAUUAUGUCUACAAGAUGA